AUGGCCGACAUCACAGAUCAGCACGACCAGACCUCUCCUACUGAGCUCGACGACUCACAGAACGUUGGCAAUGGCAACGCCACUGAGUCUCGCGGCAUCAAGCGCCAGCGUCCUUCAGCUGGCGACGACGACGACGAUGACGACGAGAAGGGCAGUCGCGAGCGUCGCAAGAUUGAGAUCAAGUUUAUCAGCGACAAAUCUCGCCGACACAUUACGUUCUCCAAGCGCAAGGCUGGAAUCAUGAAGAAGGCCUACGAACUCUCUGUCCUCACAGGCACUCAGGUUCUACUUCUCGUGGUUUCAGAAACCGGUCUCGUUUACACCUUCACCACACCCAAGCUGCAGCCCCUCGUUACCAAGUCUGAGGGCAAGAACUUGAUCCAGGCUUGUCUUAAUGCUCCUGAGCCCACUCCAGGCAAUGAGAAUGGCGUCGAUGGCGGCGACCAAGUCGAGUCUCCAGAAGAACCCCCUAACCAGCACCUCCCUCCUCAGGGCAACCGACCUGGCAUGCCUCAAAACCCUCAUAUGCCCAACAACUACAUGCCCAACAUGCCCAUGGAUCCUCAGCAGGCUCUGGCUUACCAGAGCUACGUACAACGGAAUCAGGCUUAUGGCUCUGGCAUACCUCCUCAACCAGGCUUUCAGGCCCCAGCGAAGUCUGACGAGCCUUUGAGCGGAAAUAUAAUAAUCGCAUCUGGGAGCAGUGGGUUUACGGGCUGUAAAAUCCCACCCUCGCGGCCACGAAUAACUACACGUGUCGUUUUCGAGACCAACAGUAUGCGGCCAAUGCUGGGGAAACCCUUCAUGGUCAGCAGUACCACCAUGGUUUCUUGUGAUCAAAGGCUCCGUGGAAGCUGGUGUCUUUACGCCAUAGGACAUUUGCGUGUGGUGGAUGCAUGUUGGAGUGAAGAGGUGUUGUCAUUGAAGAGCACAAAGAGGCGCGUUUGGCUUGUGAAUUACAUCAGAGUGUUUGGGAUGGCAGGGAAUGGAUGGGAUGAAGGCACGAAUGUUUACGGAAUGGGUACUUCAUGCAGAUUUGACGUCUAUCAUGGGCGAAAAGAGACGAAGGAAGGAUGCUUUCAACGUGGGCUUACCAAACCGUUCCUCUUUUCGCAUUGA
Molecule: messenger RNA, 1119 nt
Organism: Fusarium oxysporum Fo47
Lineage: Eukaryota; Fungi; Ascomycota; Sordariomycetes; Hypocreales; Nectriaceae
Product: transcription factor MCM1
Exons: 4
Coding region: 1-1119 (372 amino acids)
Biological process (GO): positive regulation of transcription by RNA polymerase II
Molecular function (GO): DNA-binding transcription factor activity, RNA polymerase II-specific; RNA polymerase II cis-regulatory region sequence-specific DNA binding; protein dimerization activity
Source: RefSeq, a predicted model, not a curated record